Messenger RNA from Naumovozyma dairenensis CBS 421, 630 nucleotides. It is a transcript of the gene LRP1, whose product is annotated as Lrp1p. The transcript has a single exon. The coding region runs from base 1 to 630 and encodes 209 amino acids. Lineage: Eukaryota; Fungi; Ascomycota; Saccharomycetes; Saccharomycetales; Saccharomycetaceae. The record is from RefSeq and is a predicted model, not a curated record.
AUGGAUCAAAAUUUGGAAUUACAAAAGAUUAAACCAUUUUUAAAUAAUCUACAAAAACAACUAAACCUUCUGAAUCCACUAUUGGCAAAAUUAACAUCCAAAUCAUUAGAUGAUCAUUUAAUAUUAAUCAACAAUGAACCUGAAAGAUUAGAACUAACAAAUAAAUUCGCCUACAUUUUAACCUCUCUUAUGUUCGCAUACAUUAAAAUUUUAAACUUUAAAGAUUUAUCAAAUAUUCAAUAUGAAUUGAAUAGAGUGAAAGAUUAUAUGCAACGGGCUAAUUCAUUAAAGAAUAAACUAAUGGAGAAAAAUAACUCUAAUGAGAGGGAAAAGUCAAACGCAAAAAAUUUAAUAAUAUCUUCAUUAAAUAGAAAUGAUUCUGCUAUAAGUAAUCAAAAUUUUCAAAAGGGAAAACAUACUAAAUUCAAUGAGCAACAAUCUGUGACUACUACCACUAAUAUGACCUCCGUUGAUAACAACAGUAUAGAUAGAGAAGCCAUAAUGAAUAACAUCGUUGAAAAUAAGAAGAAAAAUAAAAAUAAAAAUAAAAACAAGCCCUCUUCUAAAAAACAAGCAAGAACAGAAAAAAGGACGGCACAGAAGAUGAAAAAUAAAAUAUCAAAGGAUUAA